Messenger RNA from Oryza sativa Japonica Group (Japanese rice), 2554 nucleotides. Its product is annotated as receptor like protein 29. Gene Ontology annotation, molecular function: protein binding. Lineage: Eukaryota; Viridiplantae; Streptophyta; Magnoliopsida; Poales; Poaceae. The record is from RefSeq and is a predicted model, not a curated record.
UACAGUACUUUAAGCAUAACUUUUCGUUUUUUAUAUUUGAAAAAAAAAAUUUGAAUAAGACGAGUAGUCAAACGUUGCAAACAAAAACUCAAAAUCCCUUAUAUCGUGGGACGGAGGGAGUACCUAUUCUGGUCAGGCGAACUCACUUUUUGUGGCCUCCUUGGUCAGUCGACAAUGUAUUUUGAGAUUUUUUCUCCGCGUGGCCUUUUGUGUUUCUUUUUUUCUGUAACUUUCUACUCUUCUCCAGGAAUUGUUUUGGAUCAUAGUAGUAAUCCUAGUACUCCCUCCGUCCCAAAAAAAAGGUAAACCUUGGGUUUCCGUGCCCAACUUUGACUGUUUGUCUUAUAUGAAAUUUUUCAUUGUUGCUAGAUGAUAAAACAUGAUUAAUAUUUCAUGCGUGACUUAUCUUUUUAAUUUUUUUUAUAUUUUUUUCAAAUAAGACGAACGGUCAAACGUUGGACACGGAAAUCAGGUUUUGUCUUUUUUUUGACGGAGGGAGUAGUUCCGUACGAAGGGAGCUGGGGCUAAAUGAGUGGCAUAGCGCAUAGGACAUGCGCCUAAAUCAAUUUUCUUGCCAGCAGUUUUUUAGUCACUGCCAGGACAGUCAAAUUACGUACUUGCACUAUCUGUCAUCCUGUAUCUGGGACCGCAUUGCUAUUUACGGUUCCUGUGGAAAAUACGACGUGCAAACUGUGUGCACAAUGCCACUAUGCACUGGUGCCCCCUUCUGCGCAGGCAGCACUUUAACUGCACUCGUCUAGUUAGCUUAGCGUUGCCCAGUGCAGACGUUGGACUCCGAACUCGGCGUGGGUGUAAUGGAGUAGUAGCUCGUCGGAAAACAGUGUAACGGCCGAGAUUUUUCCGCGCCAUCCAAGCCCGCGUGGGAGGCUUGCGUGGCUCUGCACCGUUCUGCUUCCAUGUCCGGGAAGGGGCCCCCCUGGUCUCAGUGCCUCUCGUCCCGUCAAUCACAGCACCAACUGCUACCGGCGGGCGCACGAGCGAGGUCUCCUCUUAAACCCCACCAAAACCCACCCUACUGGUCCACCGGCGCAGGGCAAGCCAAGGGAUGGCAGCCUCCGUCGCUGUGUUCGUGUGCCUCCUGUCCGUGGCCGCGGCGGCGGCGUCCAUGGACCCGGCGGAGAGGGAGGCGCUGUUCCUCGUCAUGGAGGCGGUCUCGUCUGACCGGGACUGGCGCUCCGAGAGCCCCGACCCUUGCGGCGCGCCGUGGCCGGGGCUGGAGUGCAAGCCGGCAGCCGGCGACGCCGCGGCGGCGCUGCUGCGCGUCACGCGGCUCGACUUCGGCGUGGAGCCCAACCCGUCGUGCAAGGACACGGCCGCGUUCCCGCCGCUGGUGUUCUCCUCCCUGCCCCACCUCCAGUCCCUCUUCUUCGUCGGCUGCUUCAAGAACCCGGCGGCCAACACGUCCCUCGUCCUGCCGCCCGCCGCCAACCUCUCGACCUCCAGCCUGCAGCAGCUCAGCAUCAGGGCCAACCCGUCCCUGUCCGGCGUGAUGCCGCCGCAGCUGGCAACGCUCAGGUCGCUCCAGGUGCUCACCAUCUCCCAGAACGGAUUGAUCCGCGGCGAGAUCCCGCAGGGCAUCGGCGAGCUCACGUCGCUGGUGCACCUCGACCUCAGCUACAACUCGCUCACCGGGCCGGUGCCGAGCGAGAUCAGCGAGCUGAAGAGCUUGGUCGGUCUGGACCUGAGCUACAACUCGCUGUCCGGCGCCAUCCCGAGCCGGAUCGGUGAGCUGCGGCAGCUGCAGAAGCUGGACCUGAGCUCCAACAAUCUCACCGGCGGCAUCCCGGUCAGCAUCGCCAACCUGAGCUCGCUUACCUUCUUGGCGCUGAGCAGCAAUGGCCUGAGUGGUCACUUCCCUCCUGGACUCUCCGGCCUCCGAAACCUCCAGUGCUUGAUCAUGGACAACAACCCAAUGAAUGUCCCCUUACCUUCCGAGCUCGGUGGUCUCCCUCGUCUUCAAGAACUCCGGCUGGCCGGCUCCGGCUACUCGGGACAGAUACCCGCGGCGUUUGGUCAGCUGGCGAGCUUGACGACGCUGUCACUCGAAGACAACAACCUCACCGGAGAAAUCCCUCCGGUGCUGACCAGGCUGACAAGGAUGUAUCACCUGAACCUGAGCAACAAUGGGCUGGGCGGCGCCGUGCCUUUCGACGGCGCGUUCUUGCGGCGGCUCGGCCAGAACCUCGACCUGAGCGGCAACGCGGGGCUGUGCCUGGAUGACCGGAUGGUCGUGCGGGGCGUCGGCGUCGGCGUCGGCGCCUGCCACGCCGGCGGCGGCGGUGAUGGCCCGUUGGCGCCCGGAGGAGUUACGGGGGCAGCAGCAACGGUGAGGGGUUCCGUGGACGGUUACCCGUUUCGGCUUCUCGGCCAUGCCUGCUUGGUCGUGGCCUGUCUGGUUUCUUUGAAUUAGUACGUGUAGCUUUUGUCUCACUGUACGAUGUACUACUACUUCUGUCUAGAACUAAGUACGAGUAGCUGUGUGUUCAAGCGCUAAUUAAUCUGCAGAUAAUCAUUAAUUAGUAGUACACGCCUA